Molecule: messenger RNA, 6548 nt
Organism: Eriocheir sinensis (Chinese mitten crab)
Lineage: Eukaryota; Metazoa; Arthropoda; Malacostraca; Decapoda; Varunidae
Gene: RhoGEF64C
Exons: 19
Coding region: 429-6065 (1878 amino acids)
Biological process (GO): positive regulation of Rho protein signal transduction
Molecular function (GO): guanyl-nucleotide exchange factor activity
Source: RefSeq, a predicted model, not a curated record
GAGCAGCUGGCGAGGUCGUCAGUCGAGUCGUGGCAGCGUGCGCGGUGGAUCUGUGACGGUGCAGCGGGGAGCGUCCGGUCUUAGGCACCAUUACUGACGUUAUUCCAGACCUCAUAACGCUUAGUGGAGUGCCGGAGGGAUAUUUUGUGUACCCGUGUUACCUCUUUUCUGGAUAUUACCACCCGGGACAUAAGACCAUUCGUUGCACAAGUGAGUCGAGGUUCGCGGCCCACCGGCAACACAGAGUUUCCAUCAGCCUGGCGAUUUGACAAAGGAGUUGGAUUCGGAAAGGAAGAAAGCAGCUCAAGGACAAAAACAAAAACAAAAGAAGUCCACUAAGCAUAAAAUGGGGUCGUCCCUCUCCCAGCCAUGUGCUCGCUGAAGACAACUUCCUGGUUCGGUUCAGGCAGGCGUGAUGCGUGACGGUGAUGGAGACGGUGCGGGCCAUCUACGAGUAUCCCCCGUCCCACGCCAACAUGCCGGCCAGGGACUACGGGGGAAGUGUGACCCCAGCCAAGGCCAGGAGGUCAUGGGGGGACUUGCUGAAGUUUCGUUCCCGCCCCAAGGAGCGACAGUUGUCUCCAGCCAGCAGUGGCCUCCCUCAGCCACCCAUGCCUGCCCAGGUCAACCACAACUACCUGGCAGAGUACCGGCAGAAGUAUGGCGGCUACGGCGGGACAGUGGGGCGCUCCUAUCAGGCCCUGCGUGUGAUCCAGGGCAUGUCCCCUCCGCCUGGCCUCACCCCUGCCAUCCCAUUCAACAGUCACGCCACCAAGACCACCAUGUCCUCUACUGUCCGCUACACUGAUUGGUUUGGCUCAGUAGCUGGUCGGCGGCCACCAGUCCGUCCACCUCUCCCUUCCUUCUCUAAUGUGCCGCCCCCCGGCCUGCAUGCCCCGGAGAAAGGUGCUGCAUGGGACCACUAUGUGACUCUUGAUCCUGUGUACGAAGCCCCGCGUGUCAUGCCGGUGCAGUUGUAUACCAAUGUGUGUGUCUGUCCUGACCAGCUAAUGAAUACCAGAAGCAAGAAAAAGAAAAAAUGUAAAAAGUGUGGGAGAAAGUUGGCCACGGUGCGUCAUGCCACAGCGGGCGUGGUAGCCAAAGUCCGGCCAACGAUACCCACCAACCUCUACCAGCCGCCGCCCAUUGCGACACGCCCGCCGGCCGCCACGCCGCGUGCCUGGGGUUGGCAGGUGUUGGAGGAGCAGGUGUACGAGAGGUUUGAAGUUCAGCAACGCCAAAACGUCCGCCCUCCAGCCCACACCAACAGUGAAGAGGAGUCUCCCGCAACCACGCCUGAGACUGUGCGAAGUGUGAAGAGCUUUCGCAGUACUAAGAGUGGCCGAAGCAACGACAGCUCGGUGACCAUUACCCGUGAUGCGGUGGAGCCCUCCCGGCCUGCACCCCCUCCUCCUCGUGUCCCUUCCUCGACCCCAAUCGAUCGAAGCGUAGUCACAAAUUCAGUUAGUGCCAAAGAAAACUCAUCCUCAGGUGACCCUGACGAUAGACGAUCCAUUUUAACUGAAAAUCCAACAGCGUACCAACUCCUCACCAGCUUCAGCCAUUCUGCAGGCUCACCAAACAGCUCCGACCCUGACGAGCUGAGCGACAAUGCCGUGGACACACAACCCAAUACACUGGAGAGAAAUUCCCAAGCAGGAACAGGCAGGGUCAGUGUGAUAAGUGUUGGGUCCAGCCCUGCUCAGGGAGACACUCGUUCUUGGGCAGUCACUGACAAAGGAGUCAACAAGAUUAAGAUUUACACAAAUUCUGCUGAUUCUGUUUAUGGUAAUGGUGCUCCAGAUUCAAGUGAAAAGUUUGAAGCUGCCGUUUCCAAUGGCUCCAGGAAUGAACCUUCUGGGGCUAAAGUUGCCAUAUCCACGGCAUCCAAUAAUAGAAAUGCAUUGUCCAAUAAAAAUAGUAACUCAUUAACUACACUGUCUUCACCUGGAAGUUAUGAUGUUCCUUUGUACAAUGGUAAGCAUAGUUCCUCUCCUACUGGUAAAGUAGGAUCUAGAAUUAAAAACGUAUCUACCAGAAAACAAAAUUUUGUAGCCAAAUCAGGGAACCCAGAAAGAAAAAAUGGUCUGAUAAAUAAUCACGGCUCUGUCCUUGUGAAUGGAAACAAAAAGAACUCACUGCAGGAAAAGAAAAAUGCAGCCGUGAAUGGUCGUGGCAGCCCAGCAGGCAUCAACGGCACCACCAAUGGCCCGAAGCUGGAGAUAAAGAAACUACGUGAAGCAAGCGAGCUCCAGCAAGGUGGUAACACUGUCCGCAUUGCCGGCCAACGCAUGCUUGUCCUCACCCCAGGAGUGCCGCCCCCUGAACCCCGCACUGGGUUCUCAAGUAGUGAGGAUGAUAAUGACCUUAGUGUGGAGGACAGCACCAGCGACUAUCCUUUGUCCUCACCCACACGAGGCUCAGACAGCGAUACCUUACCAGAGGAGGACUUGCCACUGGAUUCUUCAGAUUCCUCAUACAGUUACUCUUCUGAUCCAAAUUUUGACUCUUCAGUUUCUAGUCUUAGCUCUUCAACGGCCAUUAGUGACCAGUGGACCGGUGCCAGGGACACUAUUUACGAGGAAGAGGAAAUGGAAGAGGCAGACAUACUAACAAAUGGGAACAGGGAUGAGGCAGGUGAAAACUACUGUGACUCUUCCUUACUUGAAGAUGAAGAACAAAGUGCAAACUCCUCUUCAGCCAGCUCUCCUGUGCGUCAUGAGGGCCUUCACCCCACCUUGUCAGAGCUGUUGAAGGUUAAAUCCAUCUUGAAGAAACCUCCCUCAGUGGACACCAGCUCAGAAACAGACUCAGAUUUCUACCUUCCCACAUUUUCAGAAUUUAAGCAGAAUCAGAGGAAGAAAAAGCAGGUACAGUUCCGAGCCUCUCACGACGUCACAGUCAUUGAGGAUGCUGGAGAGUCCAAGGGCCGCAAGGUGUCCUCGGCAAGAUCUCACAGGGAGAAGGAAAAAGAAAAGUGGAAGAAUAACUACAACCUUCUUUCUGAUCUUCAAGAUAUUUACGCAAGAAAUAAUAUGUCUAAAGUUUACAAGCCAAAUACUGUAGAUGAUUUUGUCAGUUUAGAAAAUGAAAAAAAUGAGCAUGCUGUAAAUGGGGAGUGUGAGGUCAGUCAAGACAAUGAGGUGAAUACUUCGCACAGAAGUGAGCAACUCCAUCACAGAAUUGAGGAAGAGGAAAAGGAGAACGACCAGCUGGAGCCAGACAUGCCACCCCUGGAUUCCAUUAACUCUGCUGCUCAGGAGAGUAAUGAGAAGGGUGGAUGGAGAGACUACCUGCCACAAGAAAACUGCAAUGAGACAGGUGAUAGUUAUCACUGGUCUUUACUUCACCAAAGUCUGAGUGAAUGUCAGACUUCAGGUGAGACCUUGCCAAGCCCUCAGGAUGCUGCCAACCACCACAACCAUCACCAAAACCACACAGUCAUCACCACAGCUAAAACUCCAUUGUCUUCCUCUGUCCCAACCCGCCAAGCACCUCCACCUCCAAGAAAUCGUGCAUUAAGCCCCCCCAGACCCAGCGUUCCACCGCCUCCGCCACCCACAGCGAGGUCUGCAGCAUCAUGUGUCCCAACAUCCAGAUCGUCCCCUCACGAACGUCCCCUUCCUUCCCCUCCACCUCUACCCUCUCGGCCUCCUCCAGAGUCCCCGCCUCCCUCUCCUCCUCCUCCUUUGCCUACAUCACCUCCCCCAUUGGAUGACAUAGACAGAAUAACAAUUGUCCCUUCCUCAGCACAAGAUUCUUCACCAACUCAAAACUCAACCUUUCUUAGUUUCAAAACUUCUAAUACCUCACUUUAUCCUGCCACAAAUUCUGUCUCUUCACUCCUUCAAGAGUCAUCAACAGAAGCACCACGUUCCAAAGAUGAGCUUCGAGAAGUUUUACCACCAGCAGGGCACAUACCUAUGUUUGCUGCAAAUGAAGAGACUCGAACAGCAACUAUCAGGGGCCGAGGAGCAGGCCACGCCCGACCCACAUUUUUGGGUGCAUUUGUGGGCGGUGUUUCUCCCAACACUGCCUCCCAAUCUAGUCCACCGCAAGCUCCGAAAAGGAGGAACAAAAACGGUUCCCAAAGCCCUGAGAGUCACGAUGGUGCUUCAAGACAUCGCAUGGAGAGGCAUGGGUCCCAAAUGUCUCUCCAGAAAGGUGUAAGAGAAGAAGACCCUUAUGAGCAAAUCACCGACCACAUAUACGAGGAACUUCUCUCUCGCUCUCCACCUGCUGCCUCGCCCUUCAUCAGUCAUGGCAGUCCCACUCGAGACUCAGCCCAACUCAAGUCACCUGUACCUGGAAAAUCCAUGUUUGAAGGAGCCUCAAAGGAUGAAAUCUUGGAAUACUUGCAAGAUGCUCGCCGCAGGGUGGCCAACACUGUGGAUGAUGACGAGGACAGAGAACAGGACCUUGUAGGCAAUCCCCUAGAGGCUGAGGUAGACCUUGAGGACGAUGAGGAGGAGGACCAGCUGGGGGUGGACCCGCCUGAAGACCAGUUCCCAGCCCUCACCUCCAGGAACAGAGGCAACAGGUCCUCCAACAUGAGCUCCAACUCAGACUCAUCAGAAAACAGUGGACUCCUGAGGUCGGAUAAGGAGCGAUUGUUACGGGGUGAAGUGGAAAGGACAGACUCCGGCGUGGGCUCAGAGACCAGCAAACCUUCACUACCGCUUCGUCAUGGCCAGCAAGGCACCGUGGCCGCUGAUGGUGCCACAGCCAUCCCUGAAGGAGGAGACCUGCCCCUCUGCGAUGACUGUGACUCCCCUGUGGACACUAGAGUGACAAACAGUGGUGUGGUGUACGCCCCACUGGUGUGCCGCAGGUGCUCUCGCCGCCGUGGGGAACGCAAGGAGAUACUGACUGAGAUAAUGGAGACUGAGAUCAAGUAUGGACAGGACCUGCGAGUCAUGAUUGACCAGUUCUACAGGCCCAUUCUGGUGGCAGGGCUUCUAAGUCGGGAUCAGCUGAAGGGCAUCUUUCUCAACGUGGAGGAACUGCUGGAGCACAACAGGGUCUUUUCCCUUCAACUGCGUGACGCCUUAGAGAUUGCUUUGGAUCAGGGCGAUGAAGACCUUCUCACAGUGAACAUGGCUCGCCUCUUCCUGCACGCAGCACCCAUGUUGCACGCCUUUGAGACUUACUGCAUCAGACAGGGAACUGCCUCACUGCUGCUGCAACAACUGGAGAAGGAGAAGGAGCUGCUAAGAAUAUUCCUCAAAGUAUCGCAGAUGGAGAACACUUUGCUGCGACGCAUGAAUCUCCACUCCUUCCUCAUGGUUCCUGUUCAACGUGUUACUAAGUACCCGCUGCUGCUGGCACGCCUCUACAAAGCAACGCCACCAACUCACGCAUCAAGAGAGGACUGUCGCAGAGCCAAGGAAAAGAUUGAACUCCAUCUACAGCAUAUGAAUAAUGAGACAAAGGAAAUGAGUCCCACCAAACUCUGGCGCCGCAUCUCCAUGAGCGUGAGCAGUGGGACACCAGUGAAGCGCUCCUCACAGUCGCACAACUUCUCCACUAACCUCAAACUUAGAAAGUUGGCCCUGCAGGUCCUGGAUUGGAGUCCUGAAGAGGCCACAGUGGUAAGGGAGGGAAGACUUUUUUGCCUGGCACCAGACUCGAACAACUGGACUCGGCGCGGCCGUUCCCUCAAGAUGAUGACCGUGCACAUCCUCCUCAUAACUCAUGGAACUCCUCGUGCAUUGUUUGAGGAGGAGGUAGCAGAGGAUGGCUUAGUGAUGCCCUGUAAUCUAGGCAUCAAAGAUGCUGCCAUGCUGGCUUUCAAGGAUCUUAAGGCAUCCAAGACAGCCCUUGUAAGGCAGGAGCCGUGGAUCCUGAGCCGCUGCGUGGUGGCCUGGGAAGGGGAAAGUGAAACAGAGUGCUUUGAAGUGUCAGAUCUCAACUCCAAAGACACCUUCAUUUUCAAGGGAAGUGAUCAUGCCAGCACAGAGUCAUGGUUCCGAUACAUCCAGUUUCAUGCCCUCUCUGUUGGCACUUGGAAGAGGAGACGUCCUGCCCUCGCAAACAUCAUGAUCAAUGGCAUGGGCAGGUGCUAGGUGAGGGCUCUGCACCUCAGCCCUCCAGAAACAAGUACUGACACAAAUAACCAUUGUCUUCAUAAAGAAAUUUCAAGUUGAUACAGAAAAUAAAUAAAUAUUCAAAAGCAACUUGUCUCAGCUAUGGAGACUGCCACAUAAAAAAAGAAAUUGUAUGACUAGGUCAUUAAUAAAUGUAUUUAAGAAAUAUGUAUAAAAAGUGCUGAGAGCAGCUAGUGUGUGGAAUGCCAAAGUGUUCUGAUUUAUAGUAUUUUAUUAUAAUCUUCCUUGUGUCUGCGUGUGAUAGUUGAUCAGUAAGUUUUGUUACCCGUGAGGUCUACAGGACAAAUGUCAGUCAUAACCUGUAAUAGAUAUAAUAUUACUAUGUGAUCAGAUUAGUCCAUUUAUAUGUGAACUGCUAUGUCUGUGGAAUCACUCCUUGGGUAAUAAGCAAUUCAGUUCAUUGCUAUAUUUGUAUAUAUAUAAUAAAAAUUAUGAAAUAUA